AUGAAGAUAUUGGAAGAUCUUUGCGACUGCAAGGCUACUGUUUCUGAGCAUCUGAUGCAACUAGGCAUCAAGCAAGAACAGGCAGAAGAGCUAGCUCAAGUCAUCAAAGAAGAAAUUGAAGGAUUCGAACCAGUGGAUGGAAAAGAGAAAAUUAAAGAAACACAGAUAGUGAAGAAGAUUUUAAACAGAUCUGUGCUGAGUGAAGAUUUGACAGCUCGCGUCUGUCAAAUUGCAAGAAAUGCGUACAGAGACUACUGGUACAGGAAGAAACUGUUAGAAAAGAGUAUGGCUGUGAAACCUGAGGAGCCUUGGGAGAUAGCAGCCCAACAUACACUUGAACUAUAUAAAAGAACCAAACCUUCAUUCGGAGAAUUGACAAGGGCGACAGUGAAAAUUCAGGCAGCUUAUAGAGGAUACCACGUGCGUAGGAAUUUAUUAGGCCACUUAAAACCGAAGCCACAAAAGAAGAGUCCAAAAAGAGAUACAUUCGGCCCACCUGUGGAUAUUGCUGCAUCCAGGGAAAUUGAUCUUGGACCUAUGACUGCACCGCCUGAAGUAAUACCAGAUGUUUUCGAAAAUGAAGUCGGAUCUAAUGACAUGAAAUCGGUACUAGAAGCACAAGAAGAACCUGAAGUCAAAAUAGCUGAAGAAGCUGAAACAGAACCUGCUCAGGAAGUACCAGAAGAUUUAGAUGAACAGACUGAAGCAACAAGUACCACAGCUUCUGUGCCAUCUUCUGCUCCUAUUACAGCUGAAAACACAGAUGUGGAAGAUACUGGUGAAGCUCUGGAUACCACUGGUGAAGAAGCUGAAGAAUAG
Molecule: messenger RNA, 819 nt
Organism: Diatraea saccharalis (sugarcane borer)
Lineage: Eukaryota; Metazoa; Arthropoda; Insecta; Lepidoptera; Crambidae
Source: the annotation of a GenBank genome assembly